Molecule: messenger RNA, 974 nt
Organism: Acyrthosiphon pisum (pea aphid)
Lineage: Eukaryota; Metazoa; Arthropoda; Insecta; Hemiptera; Aphididae
Product: kelch-like protein 2
Exons: 4
Coding region: 18-485 (155 amino acids)
Molecular function (GO): protein binding
Source: RefSeq, a predicted model, not a curated record
GGCUUAAUUGACCAGAAAUGAUAAAAAGAUGUCGUGGGGCUGGUCUAGCAGUAGUGAAUGAAAAUUUCGUGUUUGCUGUGGGUGGUGUUGAUAGUUUUAGAACAUUUCUUCGGUCGGUUGAAAUACUAGAUUUAUCUUCAGAAUCACCUAGUUGGAAAUCAAGUGUUGAUAUGUUAGUCGAACGAAAUUUUCCAGGAGUUGGUGUAAUUAAUAAUUAUCUAUAUGCCGUUGGUGGACAUAAUAAGAGUGAUUCUGCAUUAGAUAGUGCUGAAGUUUUCGACUACAAUACUCAAGAAUGGCGUAUGGUAUCUAGUAUGUGUACUAAAAGAUAUGACUUUGGGGUCGGAGUCCUGAAUAAUCUUUUAUAUGCGGUAGGAGGAUGUGAUAAACCAUUUCAGGCCUUAGACAUUGUUGAAUGUUAUCAUCCCAGCCUUGAUGGACAACAGUCGCAAAAAUGUCUGUACGGCGCAGUCAGGUUGGUAUAGGAGUUUUAGACGGUGUACUGUACGCUGUAGGUGGUUGUGAUGGAUCAAAAACUUUGAGUAGUGUUGAAGCAUACAGACCAAGUACAGGAGUUUGGACAACUAUUGUUGAUAUGCAUUUGCCUCGACGACGCGCAGGUGUAGUUGCAUUAAACGGUUUAUUGUAUGUCAUCGGUACAAGAGGACAAAACGAAACUUCUACUGACAAUUGUACAGAAUAUUAUAACCCGAAAACCAAUACCUGGACGAUGGUAACAGCGUCAAUGAAUUAUAACCGGAAUCCAGUUGGAGUAGUAGCCAUUAAUAGACCACAAUAUUUAAAAAAAUGUCAGCAUUCAUGAUUCUUUUUUUUUUUGCUACAAUAUACAUAUUAUAAGUGUUUUCUUAUAUGGUAUUAGUUAUAUAGUCUUAAUUGAUUUUCCAUUCAUUUGACUGUUGUUAAUUAAUAUGUUAUUAAAAUAUUUUAUAUUAUAUUUGAUUCAUAUUGCCAAG